This is a messenger RNA of Mesorhabditis belari, 831 nucleotides long. NCBI's taxonomy places the organism in Eukaryota, Metazoa, Nematoda, Chromadorea, Rhabditida, Rhabditidae. The record is from the annotation of a GenBank genome assembly.
AUGGUAUUUUAUUUGAUUGGGCUCGGGUUAGGUGAUGUUGAGGACAUCACGGUAAAAGGCUUAAACGUUGUUCGAAAAUGUAAACGAGUCUACUUGGAGGCUUAUACAUCAAUUCUCUGCUAUGGCCUGGAAAAGAAGCAACUCGAGGAGUAUUAUGGGCGAGAUGUCAUCGAGGCUGAUAGAACAACGGUAGAACAAAAUUCAGACGAGAUUUUGACAGACGCGGAUACAGAAGAUGUAGCAAUGCUUGUCGUUGGAGAUCCCUUUGGAGCCACUACUCAUGCCGAUCUCGUCUUGAGAGCAAAGGAAAAGGGAAUUGUCGUUAAAGUCGUUCACAAUGCAUCAAUAAUGAAUGCAGUUGGAUGCUGUGGGCUACAGUUGUACAACUUUGGAGAAACCGUAUCUAUCGUCAUGUGGUUGGACAAUUGGGAACCGGAUAGUUACUAUGACAAAAUUGCGAUUAAUCUUUCCAAAGGCUUACACACUUUAUGUCUACUUGACAUUAAAACAAAGGAACAAAGCGUCGAGAAUAUGAUGAGAGGAAGAAAGGUUUACGAGCCUGCCCGAUAUCUGACUUGUUCCGAAGCAUGCAAGCAGUUAAUAACGAUAAGUAAACGAAAAAGGGAGGAGGGGACGGAACCCAUUUAUACGGAAAAUACACGUGUUGUAGGGUUAGCUCGAGUCGGAUGGGACGAUCAAAAAAUAGUUUCUUGUUCAAUGUUGGAAAUGUGCUCAGUCGAUAUGGGUCCACCACUUCAUUCACUUAUUAUCCCCGGGAAUACACAUCCGCUAGAAGACGAUAUGCUUGCCACUUUCGCCUUGAAAACUUUG